Molecule: messenger RNA, 1251 nt
Organism: Aspergillus heteromorphus CBS 117.55
Lineage: Eukaryota; Fungi; Ascomycota; Eurotiomycetes; Eurotiales; Aspergillaceae
Product: dodecenoyl-CoA isomerase
Exons: 2
Coding region: 331-1158 (275 amino acids)
Biological process (GO): fatty acid beta-oxidation
Cellular component (GO): peroxisomal matrix
Source: RefSeq, a predicted model, not a curated record
CUUACUACUAACUAGUAGCGGUAGCCUGGGGAUCCUGGCUGGUACUUGGGUUAGUUGGCAGGAGGACUCCUAUUGCUAUUCGGUUGGGAUAUCAUCGCAGUUGACAGUUCCUUUCUGUCCCUGAUACUUACCUUUUUGCUGGUUUUAUUGUCAUAAUCUACUCGGCUUAUCUGUCUGAAUUGACGAUACCACCGUCCACCCGCACGAACUAUAGAACCUAAGUGUACCUUAUCCCGAUUCCUUGACUACCACACCGAGCAUUCAGUACCACAUACAUACCCGGUAGCACACCCACAUCCCAGCAAGCAAGCAAGCAAGCAAGCAAGCAAAAUGUCCACCGAAGACGCCAUCACGGUCAAAUACCAGGAUCGCCUGGCCAUCAUCACGCUCAAUCGGCCGAAGAAACUCAACGCCCUCGACCAAGACCUGUACUACCUGCUCGGAGAAAAGCUCCGCGAAGUCGACAAAAGAGAUGACAUCUUUAUCACCCUCCUCACAGGCACGGGACGGUUUUUCUCUGCCGGCGCAGACGUAACCAUCAGCCGCCCCGGCGGCAGCCUCAACAGCCAAGCACGACGGGAAAUCGCGCGCUCCUUCGUGAUCAACAACUUCGACAUCACACGGACCUUCGCGCACCACUCGAAAAUCCUCGUCGUGGGACUCAAUGGCCCCGCCGUCGGGCUCUCCGCCGCGCUAAUCGCCAUGGCCGAUUUCAUCUACGCCGCGCCACACACCUUCCUCCUCACCCCAUUCGCGUCGCUGGGUCUGGUCGCCGAGGGCGGAGCAUCGCGGGCGUUCGUGGAACGGCUCGGGAUCGCGAAAGCCAACGAGGCGCUCAUCAUGAGCAAGCGUAUUAGCUGCGAGGAGCUGGUGGCGGCCGGGUUCGUCAAUAAGGUGAUUGAGGCGCCGUCCGGGCGGAGUGAUGAUUCCGACGGGUUUCUGGGCGAGGUCCUGCAGGAGGUGGAGGAGAGGUUGGGGUUGCAUUUGAAUCAGUCGAGUUUGCUGAAGAUUAAGGAGUUGGUGAGGAGGCCGGAGAGGGAGCUGUUGGAUCGGCAGAAUGGGUUGGAGGUUUUUGCGGGCUUGGACAGGUUUUUGAGUGGGGUGCCGCAGGAGGAGUUUAGGAAGUUGGCGUCGGGGGAGAAGAAGCAUAAACUUUAGAUUAGGGGGGCUGGGGUUGGGUUGGUGGUUUGUGUGUAUGAACUAUGGGUUUGUUUGGAGAUGGAGAUGUGGGUGGUUGAUGAUCGAUUUGGG